Prionailurus viverrinus (fishing cat) is the source of this 948-nucleotide messenger RNA. RefSeq names its product olfactory receptor 6C1-like. The record is from RefSeq and is a predicted model, not a curated record. Lineage: Eukaryota; Metazoa; Chordata; Mammalia; Carnivora; Felidae. Bases 1 to 948 code for a protein of 315 amino acids. Gene Ontology annotation, cellular component: membrane. Gene Ontology annotation, molecular function: olfactory receptor activity; G protein-coupled receptor activity. The transcript has a single exon. Gene Ontology annotation, biological process: G protein-coupled receptor signaling pathway.
AUGAGAAACCACACAGAAAUAACAGAGUUUAUCCUCCUGGGAUUGUCAGAUGACCCACAGCUUCAGGUGGUGAUCUUUGUCUCUCUGCUCAUCACCUACAUGCUCAGCAUCACUGGCAACCUGACCAUUAUCACCCUUACCCUGCUGGAUUCCCACCUCCAGACCCCCAUGUAUUUCUUCCUCAGAAACUUCUCCUUAUUAGAGGUUUCAUUCACAACUGUCAGCAUACCCAAGUUCCUGGGCACUAUGAUUACAGGAGAUAAAACCAUUUCCUUUAAUGAUUGUAUGAUUCAGUUAUUUUUUUUCAUUCUCUUGGGAGUCACUGAAUUUUACCUUUUGGCCGCCAUGUCUUAUGACCGUUACAUUGCCAUCUGCAAACCUCUGCAUUACAUGACCAUCAUGAAUCACAGAGUCUGCAUACUCCUUGUCUUCGCUUCAUGGCUGGCUUCAUUCUUAAUCAUAUUCCCGUCACUUAUGCUGUUCAUACAACUUGAUUACUGUAAGUCCAAUGUUAUAGACCAUUUUACCUGUGAUUAUUUCCCCUUACUACACCUUUCUUGUUCAGACACAAAAUUCCUAGAGAUAGUGGGUUUUUCCUGCGCUGUGUUUACUCUAAUGUUCACUUUGGCAUUAAUAGUUCUGUCCUAUAUAUAUAUCAUCAGAACAAUUUUGAGGAUUCCUUCUGCUAGUCAGAGGACAAAGGCCUUUUCCACCUGUUCUUCCCACAUGAUCGUCAUCUCCAUCUCCUAUGGCAGCUGCAUUUUCAUGUAUAUUAAUCCAUCAGCAAAAGACAGAGUGUCUCUGAGCAAGGGAGUUGCUGUGCUAAACACCUCAGUGGCCCCCAUGCUGAACCCUUUUAUUUACAGCCUAAGGAAUCAGCAAGUCAGGCGAGCCUUCAUGGACAGGGCAAAAAAGAUUGUAUCUUUCUCAAAAAAAAUGAAGAAAUAA